Messenger RNA from Cynara cardunculus var. scolymus (artichoke), 1460 nucleotides. Its product is annotated as TMV resistance protein N-like. The record is from RefSeq and is a predicted model, not a curated record. The transcript has 2 exons. Bases 180 to 1460 code for a protein of 426 amino acids. Gene Ontology annotation, molecular function: protein binding. Lineage: Eukaryota; Viridiplantae; Streptophyta; Magnoliopsida; Asterales; Asteraceae.
GACACCGGAUAUUGAUGGACUUCCAUGUCUUGAAAGAAUGAUAUUAAGGCAUUGUUGGAGUUUAAAAGAGAUUCAUCCAUCAAUUGGAUAUCAUGAAAGGCUUAUUUUCUUGGCCAUGGACUAUUGUAUAAGCCUUGAACUGUUUCCACCCAUCUUCCAAAUGAAAAAGUUGGAGACUCAUGCUCUCUCUUUGCCGUAAUCUUCGUAAGUUCCCAGAGAUUCAAACCAGCAUGGACAACUUGGUAAAGCUUAGUUUGAGAGGAAGUGGGAUAGAAAUUGUACCCUCAUCAAUUGGACAAUACUGUAAAAACGUUGUUUCUCUUGAUUUGAGGUCAUGUAGAUAUCUGCAUAGUAUUGAAGGCAACUUCCAUCUCUUAAAACAUCUGCAAAUGCUUUAUCUUGACGGUUGUGAUCAACUUAAGAACAUGCCAACAGAAGGCCUCUUCAAUGCAGAAUGUUAUUUAAAUGUGCUUUCUUUAUCUUUGAACAAUCUUCAGCCAGGAGCAGUGAAUGGAUUUCUUGGUUUUCCACGUUCUUUAAGAAGGUUGAAUCUUGGAGGGUGCAAUUUGGUAGAUGAAGACAUCUCCUCUGUUUUUUGGGAGGAGUUAUCCAACCUACAAGUAUUAGACCUAAGUAAAAAUGCUUUUUCACGAUUGCCUUCUAGCCUCUCGCAACUUCCUCAUCUAAAAGUCAUCGACCUGUUUGGUUGCUAUAACCUUGUGGAAUUAACGGAUCUCCCAUCAAGCAUAUCUGUUCUCAUUGCAUGCGGGUGCACGUCUCUUAAAAUUGGAGAUUUUCCAACAAACCAUCAUAAAUGGUUGUGGAAAGUCACACUUUCAACAAGCAAUUGUAAUGGCGAGAGGGUAUUGCAAUCCAUGCUUCAGGGAAAUGCUAUUGAAGACUACUUUAUUAGUAUCCUAUUUGAAGAAUGUUAUGUUCCAAUAAGAGGCUUUGCGCUGGGAACAUUUACGUUACAACUUCCAUGGAAUUGGUACAAUGAAUUUAGUGGAUUCUUAGUAUACGUUGAUAAAGUUAACUGGUUGGGUGACGGACUAAUUGUUAUCAAGGAUGUAUUGGGUAGGGAAAAUGAAGAUGAUGCUUUAGAGGUGUCUAAUAAAACUGAGCAUGAAGAGGAAACUAUGAGAGCAGAGGCCAUUUGCUAUAUAUCCUUUGGUUCAUUGAGGAACACCUCAUGGUGGAAUUCAACCCACACCACCCUUUCACUUUCUUUUAGAAGUUGUGUUAAAUUAAAGGUUGAACUUGUCCCUAGGAGAAGUCAAGGUGAUGAUGAUUCAACAGGAAUAGAAAUAGGAAGGGCCAAAGAUGUAACAUACCUUCCAAAUUUUUGGGACGGGGAAUUUCUAAAUGAAAGAUCGUUUGAGAUCAUAAAUGAUUCAAAAUCUUCUAUUGAGAUUAGGUGGGCCAAUAGUAUUGGACGUCACCUGUUCGAUGAUAUCUAA